Blepharisma stoltei is the source of this 753-nucleotide messenger RNA. The record is from the annotation of a GenBank genome assembly. NCBI's taxonomy places the organism in Eukaryota, Ciliophora, Heterotrichea, Heterotrichida, Blepharismidae.
AUGGAGGACUUAACCUACAAAGCCAAACUCGCUGAACAGGCUGAGAGAUACGACGACAUGAUUAACAUCAUGAAAAACGUUAUCAACCAAGCCACUGAGCUCAACGUGGACCAAAGAAACCUCCUAAGUGUCGGCUACAAAAACAUUGUCGGUGUCCGCAGGACCGCAUGGCGAACAAUUUCUGCAUUAGAAGCCAAAGAAGACUCUCGCGGAAACGCCAAAAGAGUGGAACUUGCCCGUGCUUACCGUCUGAAAAUUGAAGAAGAGCUGAACAAAUCUUGUCAAGAGAUUCUUGAUGAGAUUACACUGAUCCUCAAUAAAAAGCAAAAUUCCAAAGAAGCCCAGGUCUUCUUUUUAAAGAUGCAAGGAGAUUACUAUAGAUAUAUGGCUGAGUACCAGACCUCAGAAGUCAAUAGAGCUAGGUAUGGAAACGCUGCAGCUGAGAACGCUGCGAGAGUUUACCAGCAGGCAUUGGACCUUGCAACUGCUGAGUUGCCACCUACUCACCCAAUUAGGUUAGGAUUGGCUUUAAAUUAUUCAGUGUUUUUCUAUGAAGUCAAAGAACAGCCAAACGAAGCAUGUAAUAUGGCAAGAAAUGCAUUCGACCAAGCCAUUGCAGAGCUCGACAACUUAGACGAAGACCAAUAUAAAGACAGCACCACCAUCAUGCAGCUCAUCAGAGAUAACUUGACACUUUGGACUUCUGAAAUGCAAGAAGAGCCAAAAGACAACGCUCAAGUAGAAGACCUCUAA